CGUUAUUACAUCACGCGGGCAGAAGCCACGUGUCUCGUCUCUCGCACGAUACAACCAAGUUACGAUCAUAUUCGCCGCUCACAAAGAGGCCGGCUGACGGAGUGUGCGGGUGUCCCUCUCCAUUUCUUUCUCUUCGUUGUAUUGAGACCCAUCCGGGACAUUUGUGUUUGUGGUGUUGUGACACUCUCCGUUUCGAGAGACGCUCCGUCAUGCCGGCGAACGAUUUACGCGCAGGAUUAAAAAGAUUGGUGGAAGGAGAGGGUACCAUGAAGAGCACUCUUCUCGCCGGACUAGCGGAACUGAUUGGCACAUCCAUCUUGGUGUUCGUGGGAUGUAUGGGCUGCGUUGGCAGCCUCGGAGUCGUGCCUCCUCAUCUACAGAUAACGCUAACCUUCGGAUUAACGGUUAUGGUUGUGAUCCAGUGCAUUGCUCAUCUCAGUCAAGCUCAUAUUAAUCCAGCAAUUACUGUAGGAGCCGUUGUUCUGGGAAAAAAAACUAUUAUAGAGGCCGUAGUUUACAUUAUUUCUCAGUUCAUAGGUGCGAUUCUGGGUUACGGUAUGUUAAAGGUAGUGACACCGAGAGAUCGCUUGACAUCCGGUACUGUCGAGCAGUCGGACUCAUUUUGCGUGACCGGUCUGCACCCUGAUCUGUCCGGGAUCCAAGGUCUGAUUCUCGAGGGGAUCGCCACUUCUAUCCUGAUGCUGGUAUUCUGUUCCGUGGUGGACCAGAGAAACGAGAAAAACACGGAUUCGAUAGCGAUCAAGUUCGGUCUUGCGGUAGCCGUGCUGGCAACAGCACUCGGACCUUACACCGGAGCCAGCAUGAACCCGGUUAGGUCAUUCGCGCCCGCGUUAUGGAACAAUCAGUGGUCGCAUCAAUGGGUCUACUGGUUCGGCCCGAUUGGCGGGGCCUUAAUCGCCUCGUUCGCGUACAGAACCAUUUUCGGACUUCGCGAACAGAUUCCCGAAGACGAAGAGCCCACCGCCGAAGUGGUUGCGCUCAACAGCGUGGAGGCCCACAAAACCGAGCAGUCUUAAUUUCGAAAUGAACACGACCAAAGUGACAGGUGAUAAAAGAAGAAAUUAAAAUUCAGUCGACCUUUUUUCAACACAAAGAAAGCCUUCAAACAUCUGGGAGAAGAUAGAUACUUUUAAGACAUAUUCAAUGACGCAUUCAAUGACGGGUCGGUUCGAAUAGUCAAAAUCGUCGAAAGAAGUUUGGAAGCUCGACCCUCGACUCACGUGAAAAUGUACUCAAAGAGAAUUUCCGGAAUCAUCAUCACAGGAUGACGUAGCCGUAAUCACAUGCGCAUAUCCUACAAUCGCAAGUCACGCUCGGUUUGCCAGUGUUAACUUUACAAAUGCGAUCGUUUGUUAUCACCGUUGUUAUCUUUUUUUCAACAAUCCAAUUUGAAUUAAAAUCGAUAAAGCAGACUUCCGCAUUCUAUUAUCGAGUCUGAAUAUCUAAUUAAGUAUAUCCAUGCUCGUGUGUUAUCAGAAAUUUUAGAUUAUUGGCUAAAAACUCUCGCACGUGUGUGAAAACAUCUAGAGAGUGUAAACUCGCAAUCUCGCGAUCAAACGUCAAUUGAAACGUCAAAUAAAAUGUGAAAUUAAUUUCGAAUAAAUCUGUUGUGCCACUUUCUCUCUGUAAUAUAGUGUACAUUCUGCUAUAAAAUACGUCGAUCAUUUCUACAAGUUUAUUAUAUGUAUGUAUAUAAUUUUUUUCUCUUCAUCUUUGCUUAUACGUACGUUAGAGAUUUACGAUUCGAUGAGAAUAUAUAAAUGUGGUGAAUAAACAAUUUGAAAAAUGUAUACCUAGUCUUACACACAACGAUGACACUUAUAUGUUAACGCUUUCAUUUUUAGUUUGAUAAUAAAUCAAAUUUCAUGAAAGUUAAUAUAAUGUAUAAUUUUAUAUCUUCAUUCUCUUCGAUUCGUACGCUUUUGCAUGAUUUUAAUAUAGUUAUUGUAAUCCAAUAUUACAUAAUACUCUUACGCUUGAUUAACUUUACUUUUACGUUAUUCGUCUCGUUUACAGAUAGAGCGAACUGUUUUGUACUCGCGUUUGUUAGCCGUUCGAUUUCAUCGCCGGAAGCGGAAAUGUCGAUUCCCCGAGCGACGAAAGAGCCGCGACCGAUGACUCUUUACGUAUCUAUUUUUGUUACAUAUAUGGUCAUUUCUAUAGUUACGCAUAUAUAGGUACUUGCUCGAAGCUAUGACGGGAGAGAAGCGUCUCGUUCGUUCAAAAAAAAGUCUCUCUUUGGUGAGGCAGCUUUUCAUAGUUUUCGAGCAUUUCCAAACAAAUAACGUUUCACCAUUUAUAAGUUUUAUCAACAGACGCACAAAUAUACAAAAUAUAAAAAAUA
Messenger RNA from Nylanderia fulva, 2365 nucleotides. Its product is annotated as aquaporin AQPcic-like. Gene Ontology annotation, molecular function: channel activity. Gene Ontology annotation, cellular component: plasma membrane. The record is from RefSeq and is a predicted model, not a curated record. Gene Ontology annotation, biological process: transmembrane transport. NCBI's taxonomy places the organism in Eukaryota, Metazoa, Arthropoda, Insecta, Hymenoptera, Formicidae.